AGCACUUCCGGGUCGGCGCGGAGGCGGGGCGGAGGCGCCGCGGCUGUUAUUGUUCCGAAGGGCUGGGCCGCUGGGAUCCGCGCUCGGCGCUGUCAGUUCGUCCCGCUGCCCCUCGGCCCUUGCUGCUGGCUCUCACGGCGGCCGACGGCGGGCGGGGCCCGGGUUCGCGGCCGAGCGGCGCCGGUAAGGGCGCGGAGGAGGCGCACAGCGGGAGGAGGAGCCGUGAGCCUGGCACGAAGCGGCCGCGGCCAUGGCGUACGCCUAUCUCUUCAAGUACAUCAUCAUCGGCGACACAGGUGUUGGUAAAUCAUGCUUAUUGCUACAGUUUACAGACAAGAGGUUUCAGCCGGUGCAUGACCUCACAAUUGGUGUAGAGUUUGGUGCUCGAAUGAUAACAAUUGAUGGGAAACAGAUAAAACUCCAGAUCUGGGAUACAGCGGGGCAGGAGUCCUUUCGCUCUAUCACAAGGUCCUAUUACAGAGGUGCGGCGGGGGCUUUACUAGUGUAUGAUAUUACAAGGAGAGACACAUUCAACCACUUGACAACCUGGUUAGAAGAUGCCCGUCAGCAUUCCAAUUCCAACAUGGUCAUCAUGCUUAUUGGAAAUAAAAGUGACUUAGAAUCUAGGAGAGAAGUGAAAAAAGAAGAAGGUGAAGCUUUUGCACGAGAGCAUGGACUUAUCUUCAUGGAAACUUCUGCCAAGACUGCUUCCAAUGUAGAGGAGGCAUUUAUUAACACAGCAAAAGAAAUUUAUGAAAAAAUCCAAGAAGGGGUCUUUGACAUUAAUAAUGAGGCAAAUGGCAUUAAAAUUGGCCCUCAGCAUGCUGCUACCAAUGCAACGCACGCAGGCAACCAAGGAGGACAGCAAGCAGGGGGAGGCUGCUGCUGAGUCUGUUGUCACCGGCUAGCCGCCCAGUGGAGCCAAGCACUCUGUCACCCUCUUUCCUCAUGCUCAGCUGAGACAUGAAACUAUUGAAAUGGCUUUAUGUCACAGGAGACUUUAAUCCUUCAGAUUCUUGUAUAACUUUGAAUAAAUGGUUAAUGUUCACUUAAAAAGACAGAUUUUGGAGAUUGUAUUCAUAUCAAUUUGCAUUUGAUUUCUAGGUCAAUUGAUGUGAUUAUUUUUGUUAAAUGUUGUCUUGUGCCCUUAACUACGAGCUGAAUUGUAUUAAACACUACAAAGUCCUGGUGAGUAUUUUAAAUCAGUUUGUGUAGUUAGGUUUCCCAACACCUGUGGUUACCUAAUGUUUAAUAUUAUAGGACUGUCCUCAAAAGGUUUGUCAAUUUUCAAGGAUGUAAGGAAAAACAGAAGAACUCUUUGAAUUCUGUAUUUAUCAUUUGCUUUCUGUAUAUAUAGUUUAACAACCUGCUUGGGUGUGAUUCGCCAGGCGUGAACAUUUGCAUUUGAAGCAUUUGCAUACAUUCUAUACUGUUCAGAGCUUGAAGCUACAGAAGCGUUGUUAGGAAUUGCUUGGACACUGACUCUUAAGCUUUUUGACAUCGUUAAUGAGCAUGUUCAUCUUUUCUUGUCACUAGUCCAAGAAAAAUAUGCGUACUGUGUAUCACUAAAGGCUGUGUCUGUGUUAACCUGUUUCAAUGCCAAAAGUUUGCUCUUUGUCCACAACUUCUUGAGACCGCUUCACAGAAGAAUUUGUUCGCCUUAAUGGAUGCUGUUGGGUGAAAACACAGUGUAAUGGUGGGAAGGGCAGAAGCAGAAACCCCCACACUAAGCGACUCUGAGAGUGAGCACCACAUCGAGAGGGCACGCCAUGCCCCCUUAACCUUCCCUUAGACACAAUAAUGUUCCCUUUUAGUCACACAAUUUCCAAGUAUAUUUUCAUGCAGGACAGUUUGUCGACCUUGAUGUACAGUGACUGUGUAAAAUUUUUCCUUCAGUGGCGACCUAUCUAUAAUCUUUGAAAUAUGGUAAGCUUGCUGUCUGUUUUGAGGGGGAUAUGAAAAUAAACCUACCAGAUGAAAAAUCCUGUUAAAAGUAGAAAAGCUUUAGUCGUUUACUCACUGUGGUGGUUUUAUCCUUUCUUUUUCUCCCUUGGUCUAGAAUGAAAUUGUUACAGCAGUGCAAAAUAAAAUCCUAUGUAUAAAAGUG
Messenger RNA from Meriones unguiculatus (Mongolian gerbil), 2107 nucleotides. RefSeq names its product RAB2A, member RAS oncogene family (gene Rab2a). Gene Ontology annotation, cellular component: Golgi apparatus. The record is from RefSeq and is a predicted model, not a curated record. The transcript has 8 exons. Gene Ontology annotation, molecular function: GTP binding; GTPase activity. NCBI's taxonomy places the organism in Eukaryota, Metazoa, Chordata, Mammalia, Rodentia, Muridae. Bases 251 to 889 code for a protein of 212 amino acids.